GGUGGUAAGGUAGGUUGUGCCAAGUAUAUUAUAUGCCAUCUUGGGAGGUGAAUAGCCAGGGCGUGAGGAUUCUGUGUUAUUUGCAUUUUUUCUCAUAUUACUAUUAACUGGUUGAUUGUUGAGAGCUGGUUAGCUAUCCGAUUUGUUUCUCGAACAUUCCCAUUUGCCAGCCGAGUUCUACUCUUCUCGAAUUGCAGUCUACGAACCCACGAUACACACCAGAGGGGCACGUUUGGUAGCUGAGGGGGGACAAACACACGAAACGAUGAAUCUCUUCAAGGCGUCUUCGAUCAUCGGGCUUCUGUUCCUGUUUAUUGCCGUUCGCUAUGCCUUUGCGCUGCUCAUGAACAUACGCGCGGCCAAGAAGUCUGGCAUGCCGUAUGUGGUGCGGUUGACUCCAUCGGGCAACCCGUUCUGGAUGAUCUUUGGAAACAAAAUCAUUGCGCUGCUCGAGCGGCUUCCGUUCCGGUGGGUCGGUCAGUUCAAGCGCUUCAACCUGCACGGGUGGGAGGCCAACGAGCGGCAUCGCAUGUACGAGGAGCACGGCGACAUCGUGCUCAUCGUCACUCCAAAGGGCAACCUCAUCUACGUCGGCGACCCGGUUGCCAUUACCGAGAUCCUGCGCAGGAAAGAUGAGUUCCGCAGGAACACGAAGAGCCGGAAGAUGCUGGAUAUCUUCGACAAGAGUCUGACGUCCACGGACGGGCCUGAGUGGCAGAGACAUCGCAAAGUCACUGCUACCUCGUUCACGGAGAAGAACACGGAGUUGGUGUGGGUCGAGUCGUUGAAGCAGGCUCAAGGAAUGCUGGAAUACUGGACACAGCGAGCGACGGCGCCUAUCCGGUCGUUGCAAUUGGACACGCAGACCUUCACUACGAAUGUACUUGCUGCAGCCAUGUUGUCGAAACCGUACAAGUUUGUCGGCAAGGAAGACCCUCCGCCAACGGAUGACUCCGAGGAGGAAAAGAUUGCGUAUGAGUACAGAGAGGCUCUGUCCGUUAUUCUUGAGAAUGUCAUUGCAAUCAUGGUCCUCGGAAAGAAAGUCUUGCAGAAGAAGUGGAUGCCGGUGAAACUGCAAAAAGCUGGUGCUGCUGUCGAAAGAUUCAGAGACUACGCUGAGACCCUGAUCGAGGAUGAGAAGGCGCGCAUCCAGAGUGGCAGCCAACAGACCGUUCCUACGCUGGUAAAUCUGAUGGUGCGCGCCUGUGCGAGUGAGGUGAAAUCUGGUACGAAGACGUUGACAGAGUCUGAGAUCGUCAGCAACUUGUUCGUGUACGCUUUCGCCGGCCGGGACACCACGGCAAUCACACUGUCCCAUAUGAUCGUCUUCAUGGCAGCACAUCCGGAAAUCCAGGACUGGGCACGGGAAGAGAUCCACCACUACCUUCCAGACCAAGACUCUUCAACAUGGGAGUAUGCCAAGUUCGCGAAGCUGAAGCGUUGUCUAGCAGUCAUGUACGAAACACUGCGUCUCUGCCACCCCAGCGUGCUUCUCCUGAAGGUCACACCACCCCACCCCAUCAAUCUGGACGUCAACGGCAAAUCCCACCUGAUACCAGCAAACUCCGCCAUCCACGGCAGUCUGUCCGCCAUGCACACACAUCCCGACUUCUACGGCCCAGACCCACUCUCAUGGCGGCCCUCACGCUUCAUCACAGCGACCGAGAAGUCCGAGUCUGGGGACAUCUUCGCUGCCGAGACGAUUCCUGCAGACACGACUGUCGACUUCCUCGCGUGGUCAUCCGGCCCACGGGCUUGUCCGGGUAAGAAAUUCGCACAGGUUGAGGUCGUGGCCGUGUUGGCGAAGAUGCUGUACGAGCAUAGAGUUGAGGCUGUACCGGAGCCGGGUGAGAGUGUGCUGGACGCGCAAAACAGGCUGCAUGGGUUGUGUAUGACGGUCGAGCAGAAGGCGAUCUUCAAUAUGAAGGAGCCGCACAAGGCUGGGGUGCGGUGGGUCAAGUGCUGAGCGCCGUAGCCAUGAUGUUUUGUAUAGAUGAAUAGAAUUCCAG
Pseudovirgaria hyperparasitica is the source of this 2009-nucleotide messenger RNA. Its product is annotated as cytochrome P450. Gene Ontology annotation, molecular function: monooxygenase activity; heme binding; iron ion binding. The record is from RefSeq and is a predicted model, not a curated record. Bases 266 to 1966 code for a protein of 566 amino acids. Lineage: Eukaryota; Fungi; Ascomycota; Dothideomycetes; Acrospermales; Acrospermaceae. The transcript is spliced from 2 exons.